Molecule: messenger RNA, 11405 nt
Organism: Porites evermanni
Lineage: Eukaryota; Metazoa; Cnidaria; Anthozoa; Scleractinia; Poritidae
Source: the annotation of a GenBank genome assembly
GGGAAGCAUGAAGGCCAAGUCUAUAUUCAAACAUCAGAGCCUUACAACCCCAGUCAUGAAGCAGCAGCUAAAAUUGGUGCAGUCAGUGGUAAUGAAGUGGCGCAAAGGCCUCAACAAAUCACUUGGAAGCCAUAUCUAACUAGCUCACCAUCGCGAACACCAACUGUUGUUACUAAAGAUUUAGCUGUGUGGAAUCCUAUGGAGUAUCCAUUUGGUAGGCAUCAUGGGCUUAAUAGCUACUUGCUAUUGCAAUAUUAAAUUUGUGUUAAAAUUUGUUGAUGGUGUUUUUCACUCCCGCUCUUCUUAGCAAGUUUGAUUUGCAUUCAUUGUGUACUCCAAUGCAACUAAUCAUCUUUCAGUAGUCUUUUGAGAUUGCUCGAGUUUCCAGGGGUUUCAAUAAAAAUUGAAGUAGCCCACAGGUUUAAAAAAAGUAACUGACUGUAUCAAAAAGAGGCUUUUUCUCCCCUUCUUCUAGAGGGGGCCUGGGGAUGUGCACCCCUUGAAAAAUUUGAAAUUUCAAUGCCCUAGAAUGCGAUUUCCACUAAUUGGCAAAUCCACACUCUACCAUGUCCCCUGCUACUAAGUUCUUAUACAUGUAGCCUCAUUUUCAUAGUUGCAUACUAUAUUAUUAUUUCAGUAGCUAUCUAAUUCUUGCUAUAUUCUCACUGAGCUCAUUGUUCCACACUAGUGUUCCACUUUAAUCCACUGGAACCCCUAUCCACUGCUAUUGAAAUUAAUAGUUUAGCACAAGCACUCAAGUUGUGAGUUAUUAGUAAAGAUGGGCAAUGCAGCUUUGAAAUUAAUGGCUUUUUUUCUACAUGAAAUACCUACAGACAAUGGCUAUUACUUGUAUGGUGAGGUGAUGCCAGUGAUUCCACCACAUACUUGUCAAAAAGACAAGCAGUUGUUCUCCAAGAAGAGCACUAUAAUUGACAAUGCUAACACCUCUUCAGAGACAACUAUUGAACGGCCUGCUUCCUCUAUGCGGUGGUAAGUUGAUACAAGUGUAUGUUUUUAGUAACACUCUUUUAAAUAUCCUCUCUUUGCGAUAGCGUGGCUGAAAGUGCAAAUAAGUAUUUUGAUGUUAAUAUAUAGCUUGAUUUUUGUGAGAGGCAACUGUAUAUUCAUCCAAAAAAUAAUUUGUUUGUCUUCAUGGCAAAAUAAUAAUAAUUGAUUCAUUUCAGGUACUUUAAAUUUGUGGAUCUAUGGUUAAUAAAUUAUUCUCUGAAGUACUGUGAACUUGCUCCUGUUCAAAUGACAGGGGUGGAGAAAAAAUGUUCAGACUGUGACAAAUGUUAUGUCUUCCUGGAGUUCAGUUCACUCACAAAGUUAAAAUGAUGUUAAAAUAGGAGAGCUACUUGAUAAGUACUAGUUAUUUAACUGAACCUUUACACUCAUUAGUUCUUAUCUGGAAAUGUUUGUCAUCACUGCAGGUAUGCUGCUGUAUUUGUGACAUUUGCUACUGCUGUUGUGGCUCAAGUAUUGCUUCAUGUCCUUAAUGGACCUAGCAAGAAAAAGGUCAGUUGUCUCCAAAUACACAUCUAAUUACCAGUAUGUUAAUUGCUAUUCCAUUUUCACUGUCACACUUCCUGUUAUGGUUAUGACAUGUACAUGUAUCUUGUCCAUUGUGAACAAAACUACUGCUAUACAUGUACAGUAACUAGACAGGGCCGAGUUGUUCAAAGCUGGGUUAAGAUAACCCAGGGUUAGUGCGAGAUUUGAAUUCGGAUUUGAAAGCUUAAAAAGCAUUUCAGUUUUAAUUCUUUUUGUCUACAAGUUGAUGAUUGGAAGCUCUAAAAAUAGCAGAGAGAAUUAUCCGAGAAAAUGCUUUUGAACACAAGAAAAACAAACACGGGUUAAAUUUAACCCCGGGUUAAGUGCUAAUCGGCCUUCGAACAACUGGGCCCUGGUCUAUCUAUUUAUUGUUCUUGCAAGAGUUAGCAAAAUUGAAAACCAACAGCCCCUCAGACUCUAAAGAGUAUAUUUUAUAUUAAUUUAGUAAAUUACUGAUAGUCCUUUUAAAGCUGUUAUUUAGAUGGUCAAUGAUUUUAUUAUACUUAAAUUCACAUGAUAUGGAUCUACGACCCAACAUCACAAACACCACAGGAAAGUACUAUGUACAUUGUUUUUUCCAUUUGAACAUUUAGAAUCUUCACAUGGUACAGUUGUACUCACUGCUGUCAGGUUGCAUGUCAGUUGCAAAGGGGGCAAGGAGAAGGGUGGACUAAUGUAAAAGGGCUGUCUUCCCAAUACCUCUCUGUUUUCUCUUCCUCGGACCCAUCUGUUUUGAUACCUCUUACACAGGCUAAUUACUAUAGCAGCCACAUUUAUAGAUUAUGUCAGUCUAUAAACUCUUAUGUUUGAACCAGCUUCUAAAACUCAAGUUUUGACUCCAGGGUACAAAAGUAUAAUCCCCAGUAAAAUAACAAUAAUAUUAUUGUUAUUGAUAUUGUGGUUGUCUACUACUUUAACAACACAGGGUGAAGCAGUAAAUUUGCAGUUGCAGAGGCUACCUUCAAACACACUAACAGCAACAUCAUCCUCAGCCUCAUUGGAAACAGUCAUGGUAAAGAUAUUUUUAUACAAAAUGAUUAUCAAAACAUAAGUUUUCUCAUUACUGUACAUACUGAGUAAAUCAACUUUCUCUACCCUAACUCUGUUCAUGUAUGUAGGCAUUUUGCCUUUUAGUGGAAAAAUUUUAGAAAGCUGCCAACUGCAAAUGCAAUGUUAAAUUAAUAUAUAAAUUAUUUAUCAGGGUCCAUGUUUAAUGCCACCAUUUGUCUCAUCUUUUUCUCAGGGAUCUUCCUCACCAACUACACCCAACUCUUUUAUAUCAAGGUAAAACAUGUUAAAUUUUCGUCUCAUGAUUAUGCCAGCUCUAUAUUCUUCAUUCUGUGCAACUUUAUUUACAGUGUAGUUAUACUGAUUUAUUAAUAUAGAAUGAAUUGGUGUAUGUAAGGACUAUUUGAAUGCAGUUUCAGGACAGUUGGGCAGUAUGGGUUGACAUUUGAAGAAGUUGAUGCAAAUGAAGUGUAAUGUUGUCUAAAAUGAGCCAAACAGGUUCUUGAACUAAUAUCAUAUCUAUCUGAAUUUCAAAGUUUUCUAACUAUUGGCAGAUCUCAAAUAAUUUUUAAAAAAAAUCAUAACAGUCAAUACAGUUUAAAGAGUUCUUGAAAAUGGCAAACGUAAGUUCACAAAAAAAAGUGAAAAGGCACUGAAAAAUGAAACUGUGUGAAUGUUUGACAAAAAAGAGUGUUACAGAAUUCAAUUUACAGAUUUAUAUCAGUAAAAGAUAUGAAACUGGGAAGCUCUGAUUCGGGAAAUUAAGCUUUUAUACUGGCAAUAUGGGUUGAUACUUUUUACCAGCCCUCGAUUUAAUGAACAGACAACAGAAAUAUUAAGAUUACAUAUAAUCAUUUGAGGUGUUAAGUAGUGUUAGUAGUUUUAACUCUGUAAUUGAGUCAUAGUCCCAGACUUGCUACAACUCACAAAAGUGCUGUAUAACCUGUGUGUUAUGCUAUUUAAUAGCAAUUUCUUAAUGUUAUUUUUUACCUUACCUAGAAAUAUUUAUGCAUUUUAUUCUUACUCUGUGUUUUAUACCCAGUUCGCAGUCCUUAGUCCAUAGUCACCCUCCUCCUCUUCUCUACCGCAAGACCGCACUGAAAUCCCUUUGUGAAUUCAAGAGAAUUGUUAUUCUGGAGUGAAAAUUUUUAUUUCAUAUUUAAGUAGUAUUUCGCAUUGAGUCGACUCUUCCUUUAGUGAUUACAGUCAAACCUGUUAAUGGCCCUGUGUAUAGCAGUCACCCUGUAUAUUACACCGUAAAAUUCCGAAAAUAAGCCCCUCCAUGUAUAAGCCCCCCAAAUAUUAGCCCCCCAAAAUCAUAACGCAAAAAACGCUCCGUUAAUACAAGACCCCCGCGGGGCUUGUACUUGGAAUUUGCCCUCGAAUACAAAGUAAAACAAAGCAAAAAUGGUAAAUUUGCUUCCCACUACAAGCUAGCCCAAUCAAUUUUCAAACGCAAAUUUCCCUCCGUACAUAAGCCCCUCCAAAUGUAAGCCCCUCCAAAAAUAAGCCCCUGGAAAAUGGGCUCUGAAAAAAUAAUAUAAGCCCUGUGGCUUAUUUUCGGAAUUUUACGAAAUAUUUUCUGCAAAGUUGACCUAAUUAUUAUUGUUACCAGUAUUAUUUGUGUCAUUUAUAAUCAACAUGAAAAAAUAGUAGUAUUAUAACAAAAUUAUUUGAUGUAUUUUCUCCCAGAUAUCUAACUGACUUUGAACAUGAACUGUGUCUGGGUAAAGGUGGUUUUGGUUUAGUGUUCCAAGCAAAGAACAAGCUGGAUGACUGUCAGUAUGCCAUCAAAAGGAUUCAUUUACCCAACUGGUAAGAUUAAAAGUUGCUUAACUUGUCUCUGCAUGCCACUUUUUAAAGAACACAUCUUUCUGUCCAAAUGUGAGCCUCUGUAUGGGUAUUUUCAUGAUUGUCAUUGAUGAAGUGACAAUCUUAGAGAUUAAAGUGAAAUUGCAAGGCUGUGCUCUAAGGAAAAUUGAAGGGAGCCCAGUGCUCUGAAACUGUAAAAUCAAGGGUGCCCAGCAUAUAAUUUGUAUGAAAAAAGUAAGAUUUCCUAGUCGCCCAAGAGCAAAAGUUAGGCGCCAGGGGUCACCAGGCUCUGCUAGAGCACAGCCAUUUCAAUCAAGUUUGACAAGGUAAAUAAAAUAUUAGUCUGUAAUGACAGCAAAGAAAGUGAUCAAAAAGUGAGCUGCACAUUCAAAGUUUUUUUGUUUUGCCUAUUUUCUUGUUUCUAUCAUCAUUGUGGUUGCAAGGAACUCACAAGUAGCAUUACCAUGCAAAACAGUGCUUGGUAUGUGACGAUUUCUCCUGAAAACCCGACAAUUUGAUGGAAAAUGUGCAAUGAAAUCAACAUCUGCAGGUACUUGUGCCCAUAAAGAGGCUUAAAUGUUUGUGGUUGUCUAAUUGAUUUGUUUAUUAUUGUUACUUUUGUUUAUAAAGUGAUGAAGCAUUAGAGAAAGUGAAACGGGAGGUGAAAGCUUUAGCCAAGCUGGAGCAUCCUCAUAUUGUGCGAUAUUACAAUUCAUGGUUUGAGGCGCCCCCUAUAGGCUGGCAGGAAGAACUUGAUAUGCAGAUGCUUGAACAAGGGUAUGUACAGUGUAUGGUAUAUGAAACAUUGUUGUUACUACAGUAUUACAAAUUUAAAUUGUCACCUCAAGGAAAAAACUUAUUAUUAGAAUGUUAAAAUACAAUUAUUUCUUUAAUAAAAAGUAAAAGUGGAAGCAAUGAUUCCUUUCAUUCUUGCUUUCGGUCCUCCGGAUACACUGAAGUUAUUGCAGAAACUUGCAAUACACAGACAGCUUAAUUUAAACUUGAACCAAAAUAGUGCCUACAUCCCUCACUACGAAGAUACUGGUAUUAAAACCCAUGAAAUUACAUGACUGUAUCUCUGGAAAAAGAACAAAUCCAGAGUAUCCAAGUUAUUUAUUUGUUUACUUCUUUCCAAAAGGUCUUUCUGUGGAUUACCUUCAGAAGUUCCAUCAUUUAAUUCAGGAAUUAUAAUGAAGGCACCACCUACAGAACAACUCAUGGAACAAAAUGGUAAGUCAAGCACUUAUGACUGUGUGAUAAAGUGUGCUUGUUACUCUUUGUUGAUUUAAGUUUGCCACAGACAAAACUCUUGAUUAUGGUCAUUACAUAAAUUCUACAGUCCAGUGCUUUGUGAUGCUGUUAGUAGUUAAUCGUUGUCUUAGUUUGCAAGUAGACCUGAGGUCAAUUUAAUAAAACUAUUACAAGUGAAAUUUACAGUUCACUGCAGUAGCUAUUGUUUUUAGACACUAAAUCAAUUGGCCUUGUAAAUCGCACUUUUAAUAUAUUAACUCCUGUGUCUGAUCCCCUUGUUCAAAGUUUCAACUUUCUCCUCUUAGGAACAAUCUUACUUAGGGAAGCAGGAAAUAGAAUUGGCCAAAGAUUAUGACUUCAUUAUUGUUUUACAGGAAAGGCACAUUUUCAGAAAAUAUAAUUGAAAAUGAGAAAGCAUAACAUUAUAAUAUCCACCAAUCCUUUUACAAUGCAGGUGUACAGGAGGACAAAUUUACUAGAAGAAGGAAGAAAACAAAUUCUGGCUGCCGAUCAAGACAUUCUUCAUGUAAUUCAAAUAAGGAUGAAGAAUACAUUCAUGACAGUCUAAAUGGAGAGAUUGCUAUCCACCAGUUAGAGAACGAAGCAUUCAUAGAGGGACAUGAAGUCAGUGAUUCUUUUAGUAUAGAAUUUGAAUCCUCAAGGAAUAACAGACAUUCAAAUUUGCCUAAAACUGGAAUCUGUACUAACUUUAAAGAGGACAGUGCAUCUAGCAGCAUCGUGUUCAGACGUUCAGAUUCAAGCCAAAUUCAGGUUGGUGCAGACAUAUUUAAUUCAUUAUUAAUUUUUUUUAGCGAAUAGACGUUCAGUUUUGCAUGAGUUUGUGAAUUUACCCAAUGCUGUAAAAUACUUGAACCUCCAUUCCCUAUGGAAACAUUAUAUGUGGACAGUAGCCAGGGCUUGAAAAAAGUCCUGCUCAGUACAAAAAAGGUUUUCUUGCUUCCUUGCAAGAAACUUAUAAAGCUCACUUGCAUGAUGGGCGAGGGUCAAGGUUAGCCAUCAGCCAACUAAAUCAUUAACUAAAACAAGCAAGUGGUUGCCUAAAUUAUGGCCAAGUAAAACAUGAGAGAUGUUUGCCCAAAGGACGUGCUGGAAUUCAAGNACUAAAACAAGCAAGUGGUUGCCUAAAUUAUGGCCAAGUAAAACAUGAGAGAUGUUUGCCCAAAGGACGUGCUGGAAUUCAAGUUUUUUCUUUUUUUGGGGGGGGGGGGGGGGCUGGGAAGUGGCUUAUGAAAAGGCUGGCAGUAUCUUGUUGUUGCAGAUCACAUGAAGCAAAAGAUUCACAGCAAAGUUAAAUGAUAUGUGGGACAUACAUUUUGAAAAUGCUGAGGUUUGACUUCUGGGGUAUAGGAAGAGUAACAUGGAAUAACUAAGGGUCUUUUGCCACGAAAAAAGCCCCAAGUGAUCAUGACUUCUUAUGUUUCUUUGUAAGGCAAAAUAAGAAUUAGUCCAGUUCUUUGUAACAUAAUAAUGAUGGGGGUGGGGGGGAGGUAGGGUUGGAAGUAAAUAAGAAUUGAUAGUAUGAAUAAAUGUCCUGCCAGUCUGGCAAGAUUAAUACAAUAGGGAAUGUCUGAAGUAGUUGAUUUCUAAGCCAGAGAUGCAUUAUGGAAGUUGUCAUAAGAAUUUAUUGUUCUUUUUUUAGGAUUGGAACAGUAUUGGAUCCUUGUCAUUAUCAAGCACUUCAGAAGACUCAUGUUCCAGGGAAACUUGCUCAUCAGAAGAAAUGCAUUUCACUUCCUCACAUCGCUCUCUGCUUUCAAGUAAUGUUUUGCUCUUUACAGAAUUAUUCAUUGUUUAUCUGACAUUUUCAUGCAAUUUAACAUAUUUUUUCUUGGGUGCUUCGGAUUUAUUCUUUAAAUCACACUCAUGACAUGCCGAAUAUCACAUUUUUCUUAUAUUUUUAAUUAUUGUUCAUGUGUUUCUCCUAUGAUCAUUUCAGGGGAUAAACACAAGUGUCAAAAUGAAGACUGCAACGCUGAUAGACGGUCAGCGCCACUAUAUGUAUUUAUUCAGAUGCAGUUGUGUCAGCGUGAGAGCCUAAAGGACUGGCUGAAAGCCAAUCAAGAGCGCAACCAUGUCUUCUGCCUUACAGUGUUUGAACAGGUUAUUGAGAAUUUGUGUUUACAUGUAAACAGUAGAUACAUCACGUGCAGGCAGAUUCAAUCCAUCCUAAAGUCUUUGUCUAGUUUAGCUUUCUUUAUGUAAAAGUACACGAUUUGAACUCCUUUUGAACUCACUUUUGUUUAUUCAUUCCUUGAUAAUGGCAUCAUGAGGUCCUCAAGACAUCAGGACAAAUUCAUCACUAGUUUUAACUUCUUCAUGUCUCUGAAAGUCAUUAACUUUCCUUAACAAGGAGUACUAUUUAAUUAUAGGGAUCCAUGUUCAUUUUUUCUCACAGUUGUCAGCCGGGCAGGUAUGCCUGGUGGCAUACUUGUGCAGUUACAAUUUUGGUUGCCCGGACAAAAGUGCAGAAUUAAUUAUAUAAAAGAAUAGUGAAAAAAUUGUGUGCAACUUGAACAUUUCUGAUUAGCAUAUUUUUUACUUCCAUUAUUGGUAGUAAGAAAGACGGUGUGCCUACGUUUUCCCCCGUAUGAGGCAGUGGCUCCUGCAUCACUUUUUUAUUUCCGUCAAGGUAGUGAAACGUCUUCUAAAAGACGUCACAUCUUGUUGCGUAUAAGGCACCAGCUUCUGCUUCACCUUUUUUUUCUGCUGAAGGUGACAAAACACCUUCUAAACCACAGUGCUCCAGGGUUUUAGUUUUGUACCCAAGGAAAAUAAAAUAUGGCUCCUAAAACUUCACUGGGCUUACUAAAUAAUUAUUGGAAUAAGAAAGGAAGAAAAAUAAAUUUAUUUUGACUGAUAAUUUUUGUAAAAAUGACUCCAGCCUGUAUUAGUGCCAUGCUAAUAUUACUUACUGAAGUGAGUCUUACUCAUAGUGAACUCUUCAGUAUUCAUUUCAUUAAUCCCUGUGUACUUCAUUACAUUUAGUUUCAGUGUUUCGUAUAUAUUAGCUUUAGCCGCUGGUUGUUAAAGGUUGUUUUGUACUGUCGUACAGAUUCUGCAUGCUGUUGAGUACUUUCAUGGUAGAGGACUUAUGCACAGAGAUUUAAAGGUAUUAAAGUCAAUUAAAAAUAGAAAUUUUAUUGUACCCCAUGGGUACAAAGAAGUGAAUAAUUUAUUCCAUUGCUUUUGUGUUUCAUCUUUUGUUUCUAAAAAUAUUUUAACUUUCAAUUGUCACCUUUUUUGUAUGGCAGCCAUCUAAUAUCUUCUUUUCUAUGGAUGGGUCUGUGAAAGUCGGUGACUUUGGUCUGGUGACAGCUCACACAUCAGAAAAUAACAUGGACACCCCUGUGAAAGGUACAUCACUGUAACUAAAUCAUUGGUCUGUUUUUCAUUUUCGUUUAGGUAAGAACUUGACCCCAAGAAAGACUUUCAUCAAGGCUCCGUUUCACUUUUUUAUCUCUUAAAGGCCACGCUAGUAAACUCUUAAACUAUUGUGGAUUGGCUUCAUUGAAGAUAGACUUCAUUGUGUCAAAGCAACAUUUUAAUUUUGUUUCAUUAUCUUGAAUUAACCAAAAAGGGAAGAAAGUGCAAACGAAAGAGGCGUGAUGCCUUACAAAUUCAAAGUUUCACCAGAUGAGGGUGCUUUUGGUUUCUGGAACUCCUGUCAAAAACCAAUUUUAAUUGCUUUAAUUUUUGUGAUCUACUUCAUUGUCCAUUUGCUCUCUAGGCUUCGACUUCAUACAGACUAGUGAUCCUGAUAAACUGUGUGUGUUGCGUUGGAGUACAUGUAAUAUGUAGCAUGGAAGUAAUAUAAGCAUAGUAUAUGCCAUCCAGACAACUUAUCGGUAACAAUAUAACAACUCUAAAUUAAAAAUCAGCAAAAAACUCUGUUCAGUACACAUGAUAUUUUUAGAGGGGCUACUUCUCAAGUGGUGAAAGCUCAUUUUGUUACUUUCCCUCGAGUUGGUCACAAUAACCUUUUUUUUGGCUUCCCAACAACUGCUUUUUAUUAAGAGUUUUCAUUUAUGAUGUUAAUAGGAAUUUCAAAAAUGUGUUGUACGAUACAUCAUUAUUUUUUCUCCAGUUGUUUGCCUUUCUGCAUGAUGUAUUGAUUUUAUAUUCUUUAUUGUUAUCCUUCAAAGGAUCUUUUAUAGAUGACAUAAACCACACAAGUCAAGUGGGAACCCAACUUUACAUGAGUCCUGAACAGGUAAUGAAUAUUAACAAAUGAAGUCUAUCUUCCUCUAUCUUCUACAGUACACAUAAACAGUAGAAUUAUCAUUUAUUUACAGAACAACAAGACUGUGGGACCCAGUUGAAAGCGACAAUACUACAAAAUCUGAGACCUUAAGACCUUUUGAGACUAUGAUUUUAUUUAUUUUGCAAAGAACAACAGUUGUUUACUAGUAAAUUUCCAGCCACCCCAUAUUCCUUAAAACAUGUUAAAUACAAGUUUUAAGGGGGAUCUAAAACCCAAACAUAAAGGAGAUUCUGGUUGCAACCUUUCUGACGGUUUGGCAUUAAACCAUAUUGCCUGGAUAUUUUUAGGAAUGACACAUUGACAUUCUCUGGUUGUAUCGGUUUUUAUAGGUAGAAAAGCUGUGACAAAAACACUAUGUAGAUUGUGUUCAUCAAACUGACUGAAACUAACAUUCUAUCUGUAAGGCAUAAUUCUAACUGAUCAGAUGCAAUACUUUUAAUUCUUCAAAUCUCAGAUGGAGGGAAAAGCAUAUUCACACAAAGUGGACAUAUUUUCACUGGGGCUUAUCUUUUUUGAACUGUUUUGUCCAUUUGGUACACAAAUGGAGAGAAUUAAGGUAAGAGUAUGAAUAUAUUAAGUAAUCAAAUUUGCUGAAAAAUAUUUAAUAUUUUUGUUGAUUUGUUACUAAUAGUGUGGUGGAUUGAAUGGCAGCAAGCUUAAGAGAGCUAUCAAAAACAGUGACAAACAAAUAAUUUAAUGAGGUUUUUGUGAUGCCUGAGAUAAUCAGGGUCUGCUACCCAUGACAGCAAGAUAGAGUAAUCUUACCUUUGUAACCACUGUCUUACAUGAAGCAGGCUGAUCAAGGUUUUGUUUGUACUGUGUGUUGUCAAAAAUAUUUUUUUAAAUAAGAAUUGAAAAAGAUGUUUGUCAGGUUCUUGUUGUCAUGGUAGCACAAUGUCAGGAACACUGUUAGUCUUGAAGACCGCAAACAAUAAGAAAACCGUUUUUUGUUGGAACGGGCCUGUUUGCUCCAAAUUGUUGGAUAUACAGACUACAUGUCUCACGGUACAAGACUCCUCCUUGGUGAUUUCACCCUUUAUUUUCAUUAGUGCACUUGCUCUUUCUUUCUUGCUCCUUGAUCCUCUAUAUUCUGUUACUUGGUAGGUGAUGUGUGGUGUCAAACAAAGGAACCUUCCCACUGAAUUUGAAGCAAAGAUGCCUCUUCAGGUAUGUUCUCUCCCACUCUUUGCUCUAGUAUGGUUGAAUUAGACCUUUUUUUCUGAAAAAAAUGUGCAGUUUGGGGUGGAAUGAACAGUACAGUUACGUUUUAAAAGUGAAAGUGGCUUAACAGAGAUCCUUUCAAGGAAUGAAAAAGGGCAACAUAUGGUCGCCUGGAAUUUUCUUAGUACUGUGUUGUUAUUGAUUUAGUACAAUUUGUAUUUUCCUUUAGUCACAACUUGUUCAAUGGCUUGUAUCAGCUACUCCCAAGGCAAGACCAAAUGCGACAGAAGUGAGAAAUAGUGACAUACUACAGCAAAUCAGUCGAAGUGUUUCUUAA